AUGUCCAUAGAAAAAAGGCCGCUGGAGCCUGCUUCGGAUUCCACAAAGAAGCCAAAACUCAUUACUGAAUUCUUUGCUCAAGCCAACAACAAGCCGACGCGUAAGCCGAAAGUAACCAAGACUAAAGCUACGGUAAAGGCCGAUCUCAAGAAGGAUGAAGUGAAGCAAAAAGAAGAAGUCGUGAAAGAAGAAAUUACCUUGACUGCUCCAUCCGAAAAUGGUAAAACUAUAGAUGCUCAUGCUAAAAAUGGCCUUAAAACAGACCAACCUGACUAUAGUGCCUUUCUCGAGGAAGCCGGUUUCAACAAAGAUGAAUGGAUCAACACGCUUACAGAGGAACAGAGACAGCUACUUGACCUUGAAAUCAGAACAUUGCAUAUUACAUGGCUCGCAUAUCUUCACAAAGAGCUCACUAAACCGUACUUCUUGAAACUCAAGCGCUUUCUUCAAGUGCAGAUGGGAAACAAGACAGUAUUUCCUCCACCCAAAAGCAUUUACUCGUGGUCUCAUCUCACUCCAUUGCCUGACGUGAAAUGUCUUAUUCUAGGCCAGGAUCCAUAUCACAACUUCAAUCAAGCCCACGGCCUUGCAUUUCUGGUUUUGGAGCCCACUAGGCCCCCACCAUCGCUUUUGAAUAUCUACAAAACCCUUAAAAUUGAUUUUCCCCUGUUUCAGAUACCGGACUACAAGGAAUUGAGCAAACAGGGCAGGCCUGGUGGAGGAGACUUGACCAAGUGGGCCAAGAGAGGUGUUCUCAUGCUUAAUGCUUGUUUGACCGUCGAGGCCCACAAGGCUAAUAGUCACGCCAACCAGGGCUGGGAGAGCUUUACAGAAGAGGUUAUCAAGGUUGCGAUUAACUACGCAAAGAAAGAAAGAGGAAAGGGUUUUGUGAUCAUGGCGUGGGGUUCACCAGCUCAGAAGAGGGUGGCCAAUUUCGGCGCCCAAUUGAACUCCUCGGAUGUUCCAUUUCUUGUCUUGAGGACAGUGCAUCCCUCCCCGUUCUCCAUGGCCGGCAGAAAAAACAACUCCGUCGACUACGCGGAGUCCAGUGAUAGUGAAGAUGAUAAACCUCAGAUCGAAGAACCCGUUGACAUUUCCUCGCUAAAUAAAGAGGAGCUAGAAAGACGGAACAGGUUUUUGCUUAACUGUGAUCCAAAAGUGGCCAAGGAGAAUGAUGUUGACGAUUCAACGAAGAGGUUCAAGUACUUGUUGGGUCUCACUGACCUUUUCAGAUAUUUCAUUGAUAUCAACAUGUCCAAGGAUCCCAAGUUCAAGAAGUUGAUUAAGCUGAUCGACGGACAGAUCAACUUCAAGCAGCCUGCAAAGAAGCAAAAGAAAGGUCGCAGAAAGACUGAAAAGGAGGAAGACGCUGAACUUCUUGAGGACGAGGAACAUAUGGGGGACGAUGCUGAACAAAGGACCGUUCUCACUGAAUCUCCCAACUAUGUCAAGAGCGGCAAGUUGAGAGAGUACCAAAUACAAGGUCUCAACUGGCUCAUAUCGCUUUAUGAGAAUAGACUCAGUGGUAUAUUGGCUGACGAGAUGGGCCUCGGUAAGACCCUUCAGACGAUUUCUUUCUUGGGCUACCUUCGAUACAUAAAGAACAUUGAUGGCCCUUUCAUUGUUAUCGUGCCAAAGUCCACGCUUGAUAAUUGGAGACGUGAGUUUCAGAAAUGGACGCCAGAAGUCAAUGUCUUGGUUCUACAAGGCAACAAGGAAGAACGUCAAAAGAUCAUCAAAGAGAGGCUCCUUACUGCCAGAUUCGACGUUUUGAUCACAUCUUUUGAGAUGGUGAUCAGAGAAAAGGCUCAACUCAAGAAGUUCCGCUGGCAAUAUGUCGUCGUGGACGAAGCUCACAGAAUCAAGAAUGAGUCCAGUUCGCUUUCUCAGAUUAUUCGUUUAUUCUACUCCAAAAAUCGUCUUCUCAUCACAGGAACACCACUUCAAAACAACUUGCACGAGCUUUGGGCCCUUCUUAAUUUCCUUCUACCCGAUGUUUUCGGAGACUCAAAUGUGUUCGAUGAAUGGUUCAAUACCAACCAGGAAGAUUCGGAUGAGAAUGAUCAAGACAAGGUUGUUCAACAACUUCAUAAGGUUUUGAGUCCCUUUCUUCUCAGACGUGUAAAGGCCGAUGUUGAAAAGUCGUUGUUACCCAAGAUAGAAACAAACGUUUACAUCGGAAUGACCAACAUGCAGAUUCAAUGGUACAAGAAGCUUCUCGAGAAGGAUAUUGAUGCUGUGAACGGUGUGGUUGGUAAACGAGAAGGAAAAACGAGAUUGCUCAACAUUGUCAUGCAAUUGAGAAAGUGUUGCAACCAUCCUUACUUAUUCGACGGCGCAGAGCCAGGCCCUCCCUAUACGACUGACGAGCAUUUGGUUUUCAAUGCGGGCAAAAUGAUCAUUCUUGACAAGAUGUUGAAAAAGUUCAAAGCAGCUGGUUCUCGUGUCUUGAUCUUCUCACAAAUGUCACGUUUAUUAGACAUUUUGGAAGAUUACUGUUUCUUCAGAGACUACGAGUACUGUCGGAUUGAUGGUUCUACUUCCCACGAAGAUAGAAUCGAGGCAAUUGAUGACUAUAAUGCCCCCAAUUCCGACAAAUUUAUUUUCUUGUUGACUACAAGAGCUGGUGGAUUGGGAAUCAACUUAACAUCCGCUGACAUCGUGGUUCUUUUCGAUUCUGAUUGGAAUCCUCAGGCCGAUCUCCAAGCUAUGGAUAGAGCGCACAGAAUUGGUCAGAAAAAGCAAGUCCAGGUUUUCAGGUUCGUAACUGAAAACGCAAUCGAGGAAAAGGUCCUCGAUAGAGCUGCUCAAAAACUAAGACUCGAUCAGUUGGUCAUUCAACAAGGCAGACAGUCUUCAGGUAACAGUAUCGGUAACACAACUGAUGAUUUGUUGGGCAUGAUUCAGCAUGGUGCCAAAGAAGUCUUUGAAUCCAAAGGGUCCGCGAUGCUUGAUGACGAUGUUGACGCUAUUUUAGCGAGAGGAAGAGAGAAAACAGCAACUCUCAAUGCCAAGUUCAACAAGCUUGGGCUCGACGAUCUUCAAAACUUCACGUCAGAUGCCUCAGUUUAUGAGUGGAACGGUGAAAAUUUUGCCAAGCGUGCCAAUGAAGGUUUGGGUCUCUCAUGGAUCAACCCUUCAAAGCGUGAAAGAAAAGAACAGACUUACUCAGUUGACAGUUACUACAAAGAUAUGCUUAAAGCGCCGGGUGGACUCAAGCAGGGUGCACCAGUCAAAAUGAGACAGCCAAAGGUGUACCACUAUCAAGACCAUCAGUUCUUCUCACCUGAGCUUCGUGACCUUUUGGAGAGAGAACAGCUUGCUUACAAGAAGGCUACGAAUUAUCAGUAUUCAGCCGACGACUUUGGCGAUAGUGAUGAAGAAUUCUUGAAUGAAGAUGAUGAGAAUGAAGGACUAGAGCGAGAGGAGAGAUUGGCGCUCGAGCAAAAGCGAAUUGCGGAAGCUGAACCACUCACAGAGGAAGAACUCGAGCUAAAAGAAAAGCUCUUAGCUGAAAGCUUUCACUCCUGGUCCAGAAGGGAUUUCACCAACUUUAUUCACUCGUCCGCUCGUUACGGAAGACACAAUUACAAGGACAUUGCGAAUUCCCUCUCUAGGGACAUCGAGGAAAUUGAAAGAUAUGCAAAGAAGUUCUGGGAGUGUCACAAGGAAAUUGAAGGACAUGAGAAGUAUGUUGCGCAGAUAGAGGCAAGUGAACGAAAGGCUUUCAAAAUGCAAAAUCAACAAAGAAUUCUCGCUAGCAAGAUUGAGGAAGCUGAAGAUCCGCUUGAAGAGCUCAAAAUUCAGUAUCCUCCGAACAACUCGAAGCGCAUCUACUCAAAGCUCGAAGACAGGUUCAUUCUUUUCUGCGUCAACAAGCACGGCAUAUUUUCUGACAGGCUAGGAGAAAAGAUCAAGGAGGAGAUCCAAGAAAGUGAUCUUUUCAAGUUCGAUUUCUACAUGCUCUCUAGAACGCCACAGGAGAUAAGUAGAAGAGUGAACACUUUGAUGCUUGCGCUUGCUCGUGAGAACGAUGGUGGUCUGGGAAAGAAAAAAGGAAAGCAAGCCAGCAGUACACCAAACGGCGCCUUGAAGCAGGCUUCAGUUGACCCUCUCUCGGAUGAAGGUCAUGUAAACGGCAACGGAAGCGCCAAAAGGAGAAAGCAGGUUGAUCAAACAGCUGAAGAAGUGAAAAAGAUCAAAACUGAGAACGACAAUUGA
Messenger RNA from Candidozyma duobushaemuli, 4221 nucleotides. It is a transcript of the gene ISW2, whose product is annotated as DNA translocase. The coding region runs from base 1 to 4221 and encodes 1406 amino acids. The transcript is spliced from 2 exons. Gene Ontology annotation, biological process: regulation of transcription by RNA polymerase II; base-excision repair; nucleosome organization. Gene Ontology annotation, cellular component: chromatin; nucleus. The record is from RefSeq and is a predicted model, not a curated record. Gene Ontology annotation, molecular function: DNA binding; ATP-dependent chromatin remodeler activity; ATP hydrolysis activity. Lineage: Eukaryota; Fungi; Ascomycota; Pichiomycetes; Serinales; Metschnikowiaceae.